AUGGGCCGUCUCCAUCGCCUGUACAAAACCGACCGAGCCCGCGAUUUCGACCAUGAGACGGAUCGCUACGUGCGCAUGCAGCAAAUCUACGAUACCAUAGACCGCCAGAAAUUCCAAUGGGUUGUCGUCUUCGUCGCCGGCGUCGGCUUCUUUCUCGAUGGAUACACACUCUUUGCUAGCAAUAUCGCCCUUCCCAUGAUCACCUACGUCUACUGGCAGGACGACAUUAGUUCGCAUCGGUCCACCUUUAUCAACAUUGCCACCCUCGCCGGCACCCUGGUCGGUCAAGUUGCUUUUGGUUUCUUGGCUGAUAAAAAUGGCCGAAAGAAGAUGUACGGAGUCGAGUUGGUGCUGCUCAUCACCUCUACCCUGGGCGUGACCAUGGCCUCGACCGGCACCCAUGGCAGCAUGAGUAUCUUUGCCUGGCUGAUAUGGUGGCGCAUUGUAACUGGUAUUGGUGUUGGUGCCGACUACCCGCUGAGUGCUGUCAUUACUUCAGAAUUCGCUCCGACGAAACACCGCGCGCGCAUGUUGGCAACCGUCUUCUUCAUGCAGCCCCUGGGCCAAGUCGCCGGCAAUCUCGUUUCGCUAAUCGUCGUGGCCGUGACUAGAAGCAGCGGGAAUACCGACCCCAUUCGCGCAGUUGAUAUCAUGUGGCGAUGGGUGAUUGGUAUUGGAGUGGUGCCAGCCGUGGUGGCUUCCCUCUUUCGAUUUGCUAUUCCAGAAACACCUCGCUACUUGCUUGAUAUUGACAACGACCCGAUCAAAGCCGAGUUUGACGCCAGUGCCUUGUUUGGCGAACCCGCGAAUGACAUGGACCCCGAAUUUGACCGGCCGUGGGAUGGGGCAACCCUGCCUGCCUCGUCGAGCUUCUCGCAUGUAAGCAUAAGCGCUGGUGGGUCGGUGGACGGUUCGUCGUCUAUCGUCGGUGGAAGUAUCGCCACCAAUACCGAAUACACCUUGCACCCUCCCACCUUGCAGUCGCAUUGGCGACUAGCUUGGAACGACAUGGUCCACUACUUCUGGGCUGAGGGUAACUGGCGCACUUUACUGGGAACCUCGCUUGCCUGGCUGUUCCUCGACUUUGGCUUCUACGGGAUAGGACUAUCGAGCCCGCAGUUUCUGGCCAAGAUCUGGGGGUCGCUGCGCCUGCACGACUCGGCGCCGAUGUGGAUGACGGACGACGACCCAAAUGCCAAUGUCUUUGACAUGUUUUUUGAUACCUCUGUCCAUGCAAUGGUCAUCCUCAACACCGGCAGCGUCGUAGGCGGGCUGCUACUGAUCUUUAUUGUGCCCAAAUUUGACCGCGUCUCGCUACAGAAAUACGGAUUCAUGGUGCUGGCUGCUCUUUUUAUUGCCAUGGGCGUCAUGUUCAUCACGACGCAGAAAGAGGGACCUGUUGCAGUGGCGCUAUGCAUUAUUGGGCAGCUCCUAUUCAACCUUGGUCCGAAUGCCACUACUUAUAUGAUCCCCGCCGAAGUCUUCCCCACGCGAUACCGCGCAUUUUGUCACGGACUCAGCGCCGGCGCCGGCAAACUAGGCUCGAUCCUGGUGCAGUUGCUGUCCGCAUACUACAACAUUGGCAGCACAGGCACAAACAACCACCAAACGCAGCGGUAUGGAUGGAUUCUGGUCGUGUUUAGCGCAGCCAUGAUCAUCGGCGCCGCCGUCACCCACUUCUUCAUCCCGCCUACCCAGCGCCAGCCACGACGACAACAGCAGCAGCAGCAACGGCACUGCUCGUGCAGCGUGACCAGUUUCUGGAAUGGAGAGAAAGAGAAAACGCUGGAGACGUUGGCACUUGGGCGUUUGGGUGAGAGUAGUCGGUAUGCGGUGCGGAGGACGCGGUCGGUGCAUCGUGUGAAUGUGCGCGCAUUCAACGAGGAAAUUCGUCUCGCGGAACGCCGAGUUCAAUUCGAUGUGAAUGCGCUUGCAGAAGCCGUAUAUCGUUCCACCAAACGAUCUAUAUCUGACCUCGCAUCGAUCUCGAAACUCGCCGAAGGAGGGUUUAACCGCAUCCUGCAAGUCAGGUUCAAAGACGACUAUGCGGUAAUUGUCAGAAUCCCAUAUCACUCAACCGUUCCAAAAUGCCGCGCAAUCGCCAGUGAGGCGGCAACACUGGAUUGGCUGUAUUCUCAGGGUCUUCCAGUGCCACAGGUUCUCGGAUAUUCAUCUACGCACGCAAAUCCUGUUGGGACGGAAUAUCUUGGAGAAACUUGA
Messenger RNA from Talaromyces rugulosus, 2220 nucleotides. RefSeq lists its product as uncharacterized. The record is from RefSeq and is a predicted model, not a curated record. The transcript has 6 exons. Gene Ontology annotation, cellular component: membrane. The coding region runs from base 1 to 2220 and encodes 739 amino acids. Lineage: Eukaryota; Fungi; Ascomycota; Eurotiomycetes; Eurotiales; Trichocomaceae. Gene Ontology annotation, molecular function: transmembrane transporter activity. Gene Ontology annotation, biological process: transmembrane transport.